AUGUCUGCUUCUUGGCCCUUCGUAGCUUGGGGGAUAGAUGUUAUUGGGCCAAUUGAGCCAAAAGCUUCUAAUGGGCACAGAUUCAUUCUAGUUGCCAUUGACUACUUCACCAAAUGGGUAGAAGCUGUUACGUUCAAAUCAGUCACCAAGAAAGAAGUGGUAGACUUUGUUCACUCUAACAUCAUAUGUCGUUUUGGUAUACCAAAGACCAUUAUCACGGACAAUGCGGCCAACCUUAAUAGUCAUCUCAUGAAGGAGGUAUACGAGCAAUUUAAAAUUGUGCAUCACAACUCUACCCCUUAUCGACCCAAAGCCAAUGGAGCUGUUGAAGCUGCAAACAAAAACAUCAAGAAGAUCCUCAGGAAGAUGGUACAAGGAUCCAGGCAAUGGCAAGAGAAAUUGCCUUUUGCUAUUUUAGGGUACCGCACGACAAUCCGCACGUCUGUUGGCGCAACUCCUUACUUAUUGGUUUAUGGAACUGAGGCAGUCAUACCAGCAGAAGUAGAGAUCCCCUCUCUUCGAAUCAUUGUUGAAGCAGAGAUUGAUGACACUGAAUGGGUCAAGUCUAGACUAGAACAAUUAUCGUUAAUCGAUGAAAAGCGGUUGACAGCAGUUUGUUUUGGCCAGUUAUACCAGCAAAGGAUGGCUCGCGCUUACAACAAGAAGGUGCAUCCAAGACAUUUUGAGGUGGGCCAACUUGUUAUGAAACGCAUCCUUCCACACCAAGAAGAAGUGAGGGGAAAAUUCGCCCCAAAUUGGCAGGGCCCUUAUGUUAUCAAACGGGUGUUGUCAAAGGGAGCUUUGCAGUUGUCUGAUAUAGAGGGAAAGGUGACUGACAUAGCCAUUAACACAGACUCAGUCAAAAGAUAUUAUGUUUGA
Molecule: messenger RNA, 879 nt
Organism: Lycium barbarum (goji berry)
Lineage: Eukaryota; Viridiplantae; Streptophyta; Magnoliopsida; Solanales; Solanaceae
Exons: 1
Coding region: 1-879 (292 amino acids)
Biological process (GO): DNA integration
Molecular function (GO): nucleic acid binding
Source: RefSeq, a predicted model, not a curated record